CGACUUUGGCAAGACGAUUCAAGAGCAGAAAUUCCAAACAACAGGGUUCUUGAAUCAACCCCCCAGAUUGUUGCGAGCAGCUGUAAGUGACCUUAGGGCACAGUAUGAGGAGGAAGGCCACCGGCUUGAAGAUGCCGUUAAUGUCGCACUCGAGAAAAAGCCAAGACUGAGGAUGAAAUACAAACGACCGGACUCAAGCACAGACAGGCUUUUCAAAUCUGCAAUCACUCACAGUUCCAGCUGCGAGACAGCCUGUGGCAAUAGUCCCUCGAACUUAGUAUCGCGACCUGACCGGACCGAAGACGACGAUAAUCCGGCAAUCCACUACGGCUUAAUUGCUUCAGCGAACCAGUUGAUGAAGGAUGCCACGGUUCGAGAUAAACUUGCAGCGGAAAAGGGCGUUCUGUGUUUUGAAAUGGAAGCGGCAGGGCUGAUGAACCACUUUCCUUGUUUAGUUAUUCGCGGUAUAUGCGACUACUCAGACUCGCAUAAGAACAAGGAGUGGCAAGGGUAUGCAGCAAUGGUGGCGGCCGCAUACGCGAAAGAUCUUCUCUGUCGAAUUCCUCCUAACGAGGUUAAGUCCGAGAGGAGGAUCAGUGAGCUUCUUUCUGACGGUUAGUCAUUCUCAGGCUCUGCGUCCAAUUGGUAGCGAGCUUCUAAUAAUAGAUGUAGUUCUUAACACUGUAUCCAGAACUAGAGCAAAUAUUGAAAGGAUGAAAUGUAAAUUGGAGAGCAGGGAAGACCUUGAUGUCCUUAAUUGGUUAACUCCAAUCGAUUACGCCCCUCAACAAAGUGACUACAUCAGGAGACGACAAAAGGGAACCGGCCAAUGGCUCUUAGACUCAGUACAAUUCCAGGCCUGGCUUAAGGGAAACACGCGGACGUUAUUCUGUCCAGGUAUUCCGGGAGCAGGGAAGACGAUACUCACAUCGAUCGUCAUUGACGAGCUCAGCGCAAGAUUUCGGAGCGACUCGGGUACUGGCAUCGCUUAUAUUUACUGCAACUUCCGACAGGAAGACAACCAGAAGGUUGAGAACUUGCUGGCCAGUCUGUUGAAACAGCUAGCUGAGAGCUAUACUUCUCUUCCAAAGAAUUUGAAAGACCUUUAUGAUCAGCAUAAGCCCAAACGAACGUCGCCAUCGUUCGACGAAAUCGCUAGAACUCUGCGGUCUGUGACUGAAUUGUAUUCGAGACUCUUCAUUAUCGUCGACGCACUUGAUGAAUGUCAGCCAUCCGACAGGAAGAGCUUCCUGGAAGAGCUCUUCAACCUCCAGACAAGACAGGGGGCGAAAAUCUUCGUGACUUCAAGAUCUAUUCCGGAGAUCGUUGAUCAGCCCAAAUCCAGUAUUCUAGAGAUUCGUGCAAGCAGGGAAGAUGUGGAGAGAUACUUGGAAGGCAACAUGGAUAAGCUACUAUCUUUCGUCCGGCGUGACCGAAGUCUACAGGAAGAUAUUAAGAAGGGAAUCUCAGAAGCCGUCGAUGGAAUGUUUCUCUUGGCGCAGAUCUACCUUGAUACGCUUGACGACAAAACAACACCAAAGGCCAUCAGAGAUGCGUUAGAAUACAUCCGGAAACGAAGCCAGGGAUUAGGCAAAGAUAGGGAGGUCCAAAUGCUAGCUGAUGCAUACGACCAAACCAUGGAGAGAAUCAAUAGUCAGAAGCUAGGCUUGAAGAGGAUGGCCACUCGAGUUCUGUCAUGGAUCACCUGCGCCAAGAGGCCGCUGACCACAUCCGAACUUCAGCAUGCGCUCGCUGUGGAAGUUGGCAAGACUGAGCUUGACGAACAAAACUUCACAGAUAUUGAAACCAUGGUCUCAGUAUGCGCUGGAUUAGUUACGGUCGACGAAGAGAGCAAGAUCAUCCGCUUGGUCCAUUAUACGACACAGGAAUACUUCGAGCAGGAAGACUUCAAGCAGAAACACGAUCGUUGGUUCCUGAACGCUGACCAAGAUAUUGCCAACACUUGUCUGGCCUAUUUAUCUUUUAACGUGUUUGGGGCCGGCCCCUGGCAAAAUCCGUAUCCACACGACAAAUAUACCAACCAAGUCUAUCAAUAUGGAUAUCCAUUCUAUAAAUAUGCCGCACAGAAUUGGGGACACCAUGUUCAAGCAGCCUCGAUGGAGGCGGAACCACUGGUUCUAAAUUUUCUUGGGCAAGAGGACAAGGUGUGUGCCUCCAGUCAGAUAAUAGUGUUAUCUACACGUGAUGGCCUUGAUGCGGAAUGGGCAUGAUCCGGACCCCAAGGAUUCCUUCGGAGGGACACCGCUAUUGUGGGCAGCGAGAAGCGGCCACGAUAAGGUUGUCGAACUAUUACUCGAGCAGAACGGAGUCAAUCCGGACUCAAGGGGA
This is a messenger RNA of Xylaria bambusicola, 2349 nucleotides long. RefSeq lists its product as uncharacterized. The transcript has 3 exons. The coding region runs from base 513 to 2231 and encodes 572 amino acids. The record is from RefSeq and is a predicted model, not a curated record. NCBI's taxonomy places the organism in Eukaryota, Fungi, Ascomycota, Sordariomycetes, Xylariales, Xylariaceae.